GAGGAGUUCAGUAUACAGCUCCAACUUUAAAUGACAUUUAUCGCUAAAUUAGCUUACCAUAAGCCAAAACAUCAUCAUAAUUACAUAAAAUAAUAUAGAAGCAGACUUAUGAGACAAAAUGAGAGACCCUGAUUCUCAUAAUCUCAUCUCUCAGGACACUUUUUCAGAGUUGAUGGCACAACUCAAUGAUGCAACAGAGAACGGAAACUUCACACGUCUUAACGAUAAUAUUCAACUGGACUUUGGGGAUGAUGAAGUUAAGACAACAUUCCAGAUUGAAAAGUUUAUCAUUUCGGGAACUGGCAGAAGUACGGUAUAUACAACAAUGGUGAGACAAAAGAAGCUUGCUGAAGUAGAUGGCCUAGCAUUUACCAUAGUCAUUGGACCAACACCUAUUGCAUGGCAGAAAGGAGUGGGAGAUGCAGGCCUCUAGGAAAAGGAUU
This is a messenger RNA of Owenia fusiformis, 443 nucleotides long. NCBI's taxonomy places the organism in Eukaryota, Metazoa, Annelida, Polychaeta, Sabellida, Oweniidae. The record is from the annotation of a GenBank genome assembly.